ACGAAGCACAAAACCAUAUACACAUCUAAGCCUCAGAAACUUGCUUGGGAGCAAAAAAAAAAAAAAAAAAAAGAGAGGGAAAGAAGAGCGAGCGAGAGUGAGUGAGAAGAGAGACAUCAUCCACCCUCAGACAAUGGCUCUUGUUGCCGACGAGCUCAAGGCCAAGGCCGAGGUGUACUACGACGAUGAGAUUUGCCAGCAGUGCACCAGGCUCCUGCUCAAGGAAGCAGGCCUCCCCAAUGGCCUGCUUCCCCUGAAGGACAUCAUGGAGUGCGGCUAUGUCGAGGAGACUGGGUAUGUGUGGCUCAAGCAAAAGAAGAGGAUAGACCACGUCUUCCAGAGCCUGGGGAGGGUGGUGUCUUAUGGCACUGAGAUCACUGCCUUCGCCGAGAAGGGCAGGAUCAAGAAGGUCAAAGGGAUAAAGACCAGGGAGCUCAUGGUGUGGCUCCCUGUGGAGGAGAUCUCCCUUGACGAACCAGCGACUGGUAAGCUCAUCUGCAAGAGCAUUGCCGGCUUUUCUAAGAUCUUCCCUGCAUCAGCUUUCCACAUCCCAGAGAAGGAGAAUGAGAAGGCCAACUGUGCCGGACCAAAACCAGUGGUCCUCAUGGAGAGGGCAGCACCAGUUGUUAAGAACAACUGAUCCAUACUUCAAUCCUGCUCCUAUGUACGUACUAAAAAUAAUCGUCGAACUGGUGCUUUACUAUUUUGCUUAUGUACUUCAAAAGGUGAUAGCCCAAAGUCCUGCCUAUAUAGCAGUGUAUGGCUGUCCUGGUAUUUAUAAACCUCUAAGCCAACCGCCCAAACUCCUUUUAUCUACUACACCCUCUGUAAACUAAUGUAAGAGCGUUUAGAUCACUACUUUAGUACUCUAAACGCUCUUAUAUUAGUUUACGGAGGGAGUAC
Messenger RNA from Aegilops tauschii subsp. strangulata, 903 nucleotides. RefSeq lists its product as uncharacterized. The record is from RefSeq and is a predicted model, not a curated record. Lineage: Eukaryota; Viridiplantae; Streptophyta; Magnoliopsida; Poales; Poaceae.